AAACGACCAGCCGCCGGCGGAGCGAAGAAGGGGCAGAAGAUCACUAAGAAGUUCAUCAUCAACUGCUCCCAGCCCGUCAACGACAAGAUCUUCGAUAUCCAAGCCUUCGAGAAAUUCCUCCACGACCGCAUCAAAGUCGAUGGCCGCACUGGAAACCUUGGCGACAGCAUCCAGAUCAGCCAGCAGCCUGAUGGAAAGGUCGAGGUUAUUGCGCACCAGGAGUUUUCGGGCCGUUACUUGAAGUACCUCACCAAGAAAUUCCUCAAGAAGCAGCAGCUCCGUGACUGGCUCCGCGUUGUUUCCACCUCGAAGGGCGUGUACGAGCUCCGAUUCUUCAACGUUGUCAACGAUGAGGCGGAUGAGGACGAUGAGUAA
Lindgomyces ingoldianus is the source of this 375-nucleotide messenger RNA. RefSeq names its product ribosomal protein L22e. Gene Ontology annotation, molecular function: structural constituent of ribosome; RNA binding. The transcript has 3 exons. The record is from RefSeq and is a predicted model, not a curated record. Gene Ontology annotation, cellular component: ribosome. The annotation marks the transcript as partial. Lineage: Eukaryota; Fungi; Ascomycota; Dothideomycetes; Pleosporales; Lindgomycetaceae. Gene Ontology annotation, biological process: cytoplasmic translation.